GGCUGCGCUCGGUGUCUCUCGGGCCGGUUCGGCUCCGCUCGGUGUCUCUCGGGCCGGUUCGGCUCCGGUUCGGCUCCGCUCGGCUCCGCUCGGCUCCGCUCGGGCCGGCAGGUGACGUGAGGGGCCCCCCCUUGGCCCCGCCCUCCAUGGCCCGGCCCCGCCCCCCCCUCCCCCCCCCCGGGCCCCUCUGACCCCCCAAAGUCGGGAGACCCCAAAGGCCAUGUCCGGGGACUACGAGGAGGACGUUUGCCGCAGCGCGCCGCGCCUGGUGCACGAGCUCUGCUUCGCCGCCCGCGCCCGCCCGCCCCACGCCCGCUGCCUCGAGUUCACCGAGCUGCGGCACCGCGGGCACCCCCGGCCGGCCGAUACAGAGGUGUCGGUGUCGCUGCUCUCCGUCAUCGUCACCUUCUGCGGCCUGGUGCUGCUCGGCGUCUCGCUCUUCGUCUCCUGGAAGCUCUGCUGGGUCCCCUGGCGCCACAAGGGGGGUCCCGGGGGGGCCCCCCCGAGGAAGGACCCCCCCCAAGGCCCGGGGGGGGCGGGGGGCGGGGCUCCGGGCCCUUUCGGGGACCCCCUCCCCGACCCCCCGAGCGAGCCCCCCCCCGAGCGCUGCUACCUGGACAUGGGGCCCUGCCCGGACAUCGGCGCUGGGGGCGGGGCCCGCGGCUUGGCCCCGCCCCUCGCCCCGCCCCUGCCCCUCCCCGCCUCGGGACCCGCCCAGGCACCCCCCGAAUUCGGGGGGGACGGUGGGGGAGGGGCGGGGGGGCUGCCCGGGGUCCCCUCGCAGCAGCUCGGGGGGGGGAUGGGCGGCAGCUCGUCGCUGCCCCCGGUCCCCGAGGAGCCCCCUGCCCACCUGGGCCAGAUCCAGCCCGAGCUCUACGGCCCCGCCGGUGACCCCGAGCCGGGCGGUGCCCGCGGCGGUGGCCCCGGUGGUGGCCCCGGUGGUGGCCCCGGUGUCCCCGCGUCCCCUCCGUGCGGCCGCCUCCAGGUGUCCCUGCGCUACUCGUACGGCUCCCAGCAGCUCCUGGUGCGCGUCCUGCGCGCCCGCGACCUGCCGGCCAAGGACUCCAACGGCUUCUCGGACCCUUACGUGAAGAUCUACCUGCUGCCCGACCGCAAGAAGAAGUUCCAGACCAAGGUGCUGAGGAGGACGCUGAACCCCGAGUGGGACGAGACCUUCAGCUUCGGGGUGCCCUUCGCCGAGCUGCCGGCGCGGCGGCUGCACUUCAGCGUCAACGACUUCGACCGCUUCUCGCGGCACGACCUCAUCGGGCAGGUGGUGAUGGACAACCUGGAUGGGCGGGUACCCCCGAGGGUGGCCAUCUGGAGGGACAUCCAGGAGGGGACGGGGGAGAAGGCUGACCUGGGCGAGGUGAAUUUCUCUGUUACCUGUGAAUUUCUCUGUUACCUGUCCCUGUCCUCUCACCUGUCCCUCACCGGUGUGUCACAGGUGGGAUAUGGGGCCAUGAACCUGACUGGAUACUCAGACCCCUACGUGAAGGCCUCGCUGAUGGCCGAGGGCCGGCGGCUGAAGAAGCGCAAGACGUCCAUCAAGAAGAACACGCUGAACCCCAACUACAACGAGGCGCUGGUGUUCGACGUGCCCCACGAGAGCGUGCACCACGUCAGCCUCACCAUCGCCGUCGUCGACUACGACUGCAUCGGGCACAACGAGGUGAUCGGGCUGUGCCGCGUGGGCAGCGACGCCGACGGCCCCGGCCGUGAGCACUGGGCGCAGAUGUUGGCGAACCCCCGCAAGCCCAUCGAGCACUGGCACACCCUGGUGGAGGAGAAGGCUCUGACCAAGGCGGCGGGGCCCGCUGGGACAAACGGGGCCUGGGAGGCCCUGGGCCCGCACUGCCCCGCCCCCUCCCGAAGAGCCGAGCGGAGCCGAACGGAGCCGACCCGAGCCCGAGCGGAGCCGAACGGAGCCGAACCCGAGGGCGGGCAGAGCCGAGCGGAGCCGAACCCGAGCCCGAGCGGAGCCGAACGGAGCCGAACCCGAGCCCGAGCGGAGCCGAACGGAGCCGAACCCGAGGGCGGGCAGAGCCGAGCGGAGCCGAACCCGAGCCCGAGCGGAGCCGAACGGAGCCGAACGGAGCCGAACCCGAGGGCGGGCAGAGCCGAACGGAGCCGAACCCGAGCCCGAGCGGAGCCGAACGGAGCCGAACGGAGCCGAACCCGAGGCCGGACACCUCCGAGCGCGGCCGAACCGGGGCCGGGCGCAUCCGAACCGUUCCGAACGCAUCCGAACGCCGCCGAAGCGGUGCCGAACACCACCGAAGCCGAGCCGAACCCUCCCGAACCCUCCCGAAGCCGAGCCGAGCGGAGCCGAGCGCGGGCGGGGGCGCGGGGCCCCGGCGGCCGCUGGAGCGAUGCUGAGGCCCGGCCCGGUGAGUGGGGACCCCCCCAGUACGGACCAGUGACCCCCAUCCCCCCCUCCCAGUACGGACCAGUGACCCCCAUCCCCCCCUCCCAGUCACCCCCAUCCCCCCCUCCCAGUCCGGACCAGUAA
Molecule: messenger RNA, 2512 nt
Organism: Camarhynchus parvulus
Lineage: Eukaryota; Metazoa; Chordata; Aves; Passeriformes; Thraupidae
Product: synaptotagmin-3-like
Exons: 14
Coding region: 221-2512 (763 amino acids)
Biological process (GO): calcium-ion regulated exocytosis; regulation of dopamine secretion; regulation of calcium ion-dependent exocytosis
Cellular component (GO): membrane
Molecular function (GO): phosphatidylserine binding; calcium ion binding; calcium-dependent phospholipid binding
Source: RefSeq, a predicted model, not a curated record